UUCGUCUCGUUGCCCUCUCUUCUCCAGCUGCUGCCCGGUGGCCAGGAGAACGAGGAUUUCCUCAGCUCCAUCCUGGGCUCCGGGGACUCCAGCGCCGACUCCCCGAACUGGUCCCCAGCAGCCAGCGACAGCGGCAUCUCCGAGGACCCAAACUCGGACCAGCUCGACAGUCCCCAGCACUAUGUGCCCACAGGCAGCCCGGGGGGCUCCUCGGGGGGGGGGAGGCGCCAGGCCCAGCAGCCUGAGCCGGGGGAGUCCUGCAGGGAGCUCGGGGUGUGGAGGAGGAAAUCGCUCAGCUGGCCCAUGGCGCCGAUCCCACUGACUCCACCUCUCCCCUUGGCCUUCCCCCCAGACCUGUGGAACCCGGGGUUCUUCUCAAAGAGUCCGGACCUGCCUGCUCCUGCGCAGAUCGCAGCUUCCUGCACCCUGACAGUCAAGGACCUGCUGCUGUCCAGCAGCUGCGACAUGCAGCAGCAGCAGCUGAUGAGCCCCGUGCUGCUGAGACAGGCCCACGGGCUCUGCCAGGAGCUGGUGCUGACGGAGGACGAGAAGAAGCUGCUGGGCAAGGAAGGCGUCACGCUGCCCACCCAGCUGCCCCUCACCAAGUACGAGGAGCGGGUGCUGAAGAAGAUCCGCAGGAAGAUCCGUAACAAGCAGUCGGCUCAGGAGAGCCGGAAGAAGAAGAAGGAGUACAUCGACGGGCUGGAGAGCCGGUGAGCCGCUCUCUGGUUCCGAAUGCCCCGCACCAUGGGUCUGACCGGGGGGGUCUCUUCCCCUUCCAGGUCUCUCCUGGAGCAGCUGAGGAAAGUCCAGGCCCUCGUGGUGCAGUCGACCAGCAAAGCCGCCCAGACGGGGACCUGCAUCGCGGUGCUGCUGCUCUCCUUCGCCCUGAUCGUCUUCCCCUCCAUCAGCCCCUUCGCCUCCAGUAAAGCGGAGCCGGAAGGCGCCUUCGGACCGGUGAGAGGUAUGCACUGGCAGUGUGCAGAACACAGCGGGAGCCCAGAACCAGCCGGCUGCCCCCUGGGAGCUAAGGCGUCCUGCACAGACCCCCAGGCGAUGGGCCAUGGGGUUGGGAGACAGGACAGCUGGCUUCCAAGCCCAGCCCUGUCAUGGAUCGCUAGGUGACCUUGGCCAAGGCACUGUCCCCAGGCCCGUGCCUCGGUUUCCCCAUCUGUG
Pelodiscus sinensis (Chinese soft-shelled turtle) is the source of this 1176-nucleotide messenger RNA. The record is from RefSeq and is a predicted model, not a curated record. NCBI's taxonomy places the organism in Eukaryota, Metazoa, Chordata, Testudines, Trionychidae.